Molecule: messenger RNA, 1617 nt
Organism: Desarmillaria tabescens
Lineage: Eukaryota; Fungi; Basidiomycota; Agaricomycetes; Agaricales; Physalacriaceae
Product: MFS polyamine transporter
Exons: 15
Coding region: 1-1617 (538 amino acids)
Biological process (GO): transmembrane transport
Cellular component (GO): plasma membrane
Molecular function (GO): transmembrane transporter activity
Source: RefSeq, a predicted model, not a curated record
AUGCACCCCUGCAGUGGAGAACCGUCUCAAAGCAGCGGUCCUACCAAUGACCCAGAGCACCCUGAGGGACUCGCUGUCAAAUCGCUCCAGGACGUCGAUGAGCCCAGUCUUGACCCCCGACUCAGCUUGUCGACGACCAUAUUACCCGCCUCGGAUGACCUCGACGCUCCUCUAUCACGCCAGUUAAGUCAGCUGGUACAUCCAAGACAGGGUUGUGCCUCAUCUGGUGAUGUGGAGAAGAAACCUGACUUAGACUAUGUCGAGCCACUAUACGUCGAGUUUGAGGUAGGUGACCCUCGAAAUCCCGUUAAUUUCUCGCGACAAAGGAAAUGGGCAAUCACUGUACUGUCGAGUUUUUCCACUCUCCUUGCUGCUAUAACGGCAGCUGGGUAUAAUCUAGGGUUUGAUUCUAUGACAAGGGACCUCAACUGCACACGGUUCCAAGCAACCAUCGGACUAAGCACGUAUACACUCGGGUUCGGUAUCGUUCCACUCUUCACCGCCUCAUUCAGUGAAGAGUUUGGCCGACAACCAUUGUACAUCGUGUCCGCGGGGGGCUUCUUCAUCAUGUACAUCAUGGUAGCCUUGGCAAAGAAUAUCCAAACGGUGAUAAUCGCCCGCUUUCUGCAAGGCGGCUUUGGCUCAACGUGGGCCACUAUGGUAGGUGGAACAAUUGCGGACAUUUGGGUCCCUGAAGACCGAGGUCUUCCCAUGACCAUAUUCACUAUAGCUGCUAUCGGAGGCACAGGCGUGGGACCCAUCAUGGCCGGGUGGAUCGAAAUGAACCAACGGCUUGAAUGGAAGUGGAUCCAAUGGAUCCAGAUGAUGAUAUGCGGAAUGUAUAUCGUAUUGGUGCCUCUCAUCAUGAAAGAAACGCGCUCCUCGAUCCUUCUCACCCGUCUGGCGAAGAAGAUACGGAAGGAGACGGGUGAUAAGCGAUAUCGAGCACGCAUCGAAGAUGAGCGGGCAAGUUUGCGUACGCUGAUAUUCAUAUCGUGUACACGUCCAAUCCACCUCAUGUUGACGGAGCCCAUCGUAGCAAGCUUCAGUCUUUGGAUUGGAUUUUGCUGGGGUGUAGUAUACGCACUGGUCGAGUCAAUACCCUUUAUAUUCCGGGACUUGCACAACUUCAAUGUAGGUCAAUUGGGUAGCGCAUUUACCAUCAUGAUUGUCGGAAGCUUGCUUGGAUUUAUGACAAACGUCGUUCAAGAAAAAUUAUAUCACAAAAACUACCCGCACAGAGGUCCUGAAGCUCGGUUGUAUAUGGCCUGCGCUGCGGCUAUCAUGCUACCCGCCGGCAUGUUCAUCUACGCAUGGACUUCAUUCUCGUUCGUGCCGUGGAUUGCAUCUGCCAUUGGUAUCACGGCAGUGUUCACAUACCUCGCAGACACUUACGGUCCAUUCGCUUCUUCGGCACUUGCUGGAAACCUCGCUGCGAUGGCGUUCCCGCUUUUUACAACACAGAUGUAUAACAACCUCGGAUAUACAUGGGCAAGCACGCUGUUUGCGUGUAUAGCCGCUGUCAUGAUUCCCAUACCCUUUAUCCUGUUCUUUUAUGGACCAUCCAUUCGUAGACACAGUAAAUUCUCCAGCAUGGUCCUGCACGGUAAAUCAUAG